GCGCUGGGAGCUAGCAUGUCAGCCGCGGUCCUGGAGAACGGAGGCUCGGUCAGGAAACUCAGCGACUUUGGGCAGGAAACAAGCUAUAUUGAAGACAACUCCAAUCAAAAUGGUGCCAUAUCACUGAUCUUCUCACUCAAAGAAGAAGUUGGUGCACUGGCCAAAGUCUUACGUUUAUUUGAGGAGAAUGAUAUAAACCUGACCCACAUUGAAUCAAGACCUUCACGUUUAAAGAAAGAUGAGUAUGAAUUUUUCACGUAUCUGGAUAAACGCAGCAUGCCCGCUCUGGCAAACAUCAUCAGAAUCUUGAGGCAUGACAUUGGUGCCACUGUGCAUGAGCUUUCCCGGGAUAAGAAGAAAGACACAGUGCCCUGGUUCCCAAGAACCAUUCAAGAGCUCGACAAAUUUGCCAAUCAGAUUCUCAGCUAUGGAGCGGAACUGGAUGCAGACCACCCCGGCUUUAAAGAUCCUGUGUACCGAGCAAGACGGAAGCAAUUUGCUGACAUUGCCUACAACUAUCGACAUGGGCAACCCAUCCCUCGAGUGGAAUACACGGAGGAAGAAAAGAAAACAUGGGGGAUAGUGUUCAGAACCCUGAAGUCCUUGUACAAAACCCAUGCUUGCUACGAGCACAACCACAUUUUCCCACUUCUGGAAAAGUACUGUGGCUUCCGCGAAGAUAACAUUCCCCAGCUCGAAGAGGUUUCUCAAUUUCUGCAGACUUGUACUGGUUUCCGCCUCCGACCUGUGGCUGGCCUGCUUUCCUCUCGGGAUUUCUUGGGUGGCCUGGCCUUUCGAGUCUUCCACUGCACUCAGUACAUCAGACAUGGGUCCAAGCCCAUGUACACACCUGAACCUGACAUCUGCCAUGAGCUGUUGGGACAUGUACCCUUGUUUUCCGAUCGCAGCUUUGCCCAGUUUUCGCAGGAAAUCGGCCUCGCCUCUCUGGGUGCCCCUGACGAGUACAUUGAGAAACUCGCAACAAUUUACUGGUUUACUGUGGAGUUUGGGCUCUGCAAGCAAGGAGACUCCAUAAAGGCAUAUGGUGCUGGGCUCCUGUCAUCCUUCGGUGAAUUACAGUAUUGCUUGUCAGGCAAGCCAAAGCUCCUUCCUCUGGAACUGGAGAAGACCGCUCUCCAGCAGUACACAAUCACCGAGUUCCAGCCCCUGUAUUACGUGGCUGAGAGUUUUAACGAUGCCAAGGAGAAAGUGAGGAACUUUGCUGCAGUAAUCCCACGGCCCUUCUCAGUUCGUUAUGACCCAUACGCCCAGAGGAUUGAGGUCUUGGACAAUACCCAACAACUUAAGAUUUUGGCGGACUCCAUCAAUAGUGAAGUUGGAAUCCUUUGCAGUGCCCUCCAGAAAUUAAAGUGAAGCCAUGCACUGAACCUGAUCC
Balaenoptera ricei (Rice's whale) is the source of this 1396-nucleotide messenger RNA. RefSeq names its product phenylalanine hydroxylase (gene PAH). The transcript has 13 exons. Bases 16 to 1374 code for a protein of 452 amino acids. NCBI's taxonomy places the organism in Eukaryota, Metazoa, Chordata, Mammalia, Artiodactyla, Balaenopteridae. Gene Ontology annotation, molecular function: iron ion binding; phenylalanine 4-monooxygenase activity. Gene Ontology annotation, biological process: L-phenylalanine catabolic process; L-tyrosine biosynthetic process. The record is from RefSeq and is a predicted model, not a curated record.